AUGACUCAUAUGCAUAUAUAUAGCUGUCAUGGCAGCCCCGCAAGUAGGAAAGUAACGCUGAAAUUGCAAUGGAAAGGACUAUCAACAGACAGAGAGUUCUUCUUCAGCACCUCCAACCGCCUGUUCCUCUUCCUGAUCACUCCAAUGCAUCUUCUCUAUCUUCUUCGAUUUGUUUAGCAGGAAAUGGUGUUGCUUAUAACAGAACUCCUGCUUCUGGAGACGAUGUUGUCAUUGUGGCUGCAUAUAGAACUGCUAUAUGCAAAUCCAAACGCGGAGGAUUCAAAGAUACCCUUCCUGAUGACAUACUUGCUCCUGUUCUCAAGGCUGUUGUUGAAAGAACAAAUCUAAACCCUGCUGAAGUGGGAGAUAUAGUUGUUGGCACUGUCUUGGCUAAGGGCUCUCUAAGGGCUCUUGAAUGUAGAAUGGCUGCUUUUUAUGCUGGUUUUCCUGAGUCUGUUCCGCUAAGAACUGUUAACAGGCAAUGUUCAUCUGGUCUUCAAGCGGUAGCAGAUGUAGCAGCUUCCAUAAAAGCCGGGUUUUAUGAUAUAGGUAUAGGGGCAGGAAUAGAGAGCAUGACAGUCGACAAUAUCAGUCUCUCUGAAACUGUUAAUCCAAGAGUAAAGACUAUCCCACAAGCCAAUGAUUGUCUUCUACCAAUGGGCAUUACUUCUGAAAAUGUUGCACAACGUUAUGGAGUGAGUAGGCAAGAACAAGAUCAUGCUGCUGUGGUUUCUCAUCACAGAGCUGCUGCGGCAACUGCAGCAGGGAAGUUCAAAGACGAAAUUAUUCCUGUUUCUACAAAGAUUGUAGACCCUACGUCUGGAAUAGAGAAGCCAGUGGUGAUAUAUGUCGAUGAAGGCUUUCGUCCAAAUGCAAAUAUGGGGGACUUGGCUAAGUUAAAGCCUGUUUUCAAGAAGGAUGGAUCCACAACUGCAGGAAAUGCUAGCCAGGUUUGUGAUGGUGCAGGAGCAGUUCUUCUUAUGAAGAGAAGUGUUGCUCUUCAGAAGGGGCUCCCAGUUCUUGGUGUAUUCAGGAGUUUUGCUGCGGUAGGAGUGGAUCCUGCUGUAAUGGGAAUAGGCCCAGCUGUAGCAAUUCCAGCUGCUGUAAAAUCUGCUGGUCUGGAACUGAGUGAUAUUGGUUUAUUUGAAAUCAACGAGGCAUUUGCAUCUCAAUAUGUAUAUUGUCAAAAGAAGCUGAAUCUGGAUCCUGAGAAGGUGAAUGUCAAUGGAGGUGCAAUUGCUCUUGGCCACCCUUUGGGAGCAACAGGUGCACGGUGUGUUGCUACAUUACUCCAUGAGAUGAAGCGUCGCGGAAGAGGUUGUCGAUUUGGUGUUAUAUCAAUGUGCAUAGGUUCAGGGAUGGGUGCUGCUGCGGUUUUUGAAAGAGGGGAUUAAGUUGAUGGUGUCUCCAAUGCAAGUGCGGUGAUCGCAAGAAGCAACUUGCUCUCCGAGGCUACUUAAUGCUGUUACAAGUUUCAUAUUAUAUAGUUCAGUUUUUGUGUCUGGAUUUUGAAAUAAACAUGAACGGACAUGUCUGUGCUUUGCUACAGAUCAUUUAUUUAGAAUAAAUGGAUAAUAGUUUC
Messenger RNA from Cuscuta europaea, 1582 nucleotides. The record is from the annotation of a GenBank genome assembly. NCBI's taxonomy places the organism in Eukaryota, Viridiplantae, Streptophyta, Magnoliopsida, Solanales, Convolvulaceae.